This is a messenger RNA of Hevea brasiliensis (rubber tree), 3390 nucleotides long. Its product is annotated as cuscuta receptor 1. The record is from RefSeq and is a predicted model, not a curated record. The transcript has 9 exons. Gene Ontology annotation, molecular function: protein binding. Bases 24 to 3296 code for a protein of 1090 amino acids. NCBI's taxonomy places the organism in Eukaryota, Viridiplantae, Streptophyta, Magnoliopsida, Malpighiales, Euphorbiaceae.
CAUAACAAAAAAACAACAUUAAAAUGGAGGUAAUUAAGGAGUUUUGUUGGGCAUUACUAAUGAUGCUGGUUUUAUUAUUACAUGGAAGUUGGCACUCUAAUGGUUGUUGGGAGCAUGAGAGAAAUGCUCUCUUGCAACUCAAGGCUCAACUCAAUUAUUCUCAUGAUUACUACUCCUUUUCUUCUUACUAUUAUCGUUAUGAUUACUACUCUUUUUCUCCUAACUAUUAUUCUGAUGAUGUUGUGUGCUGUAAUUGGAGAAGAGUCAGGUGUAGUGCCACUACAGGGCAUGUUACGCAACUCUUUCUUGAAUAUGUAAGAGAUUGGGGUUCCUCAAGAGAUUGGUAUCUAAAUGCCUCUUUAUUUCUUCCCUUCCAACAACUGAAGCACCUUAAUUUACACGGUAACAAUAUAGUUGGUUGCAUUAAAAAUGAAGGUUUUGAAAGGCUAUCAACGCUUGAGAAUUUGGAGUUUCUUCGUUUAAGUUAUAAUAACUUCAGCACUAACAUUUUAUCAUCUCUAAGUCAUCUCUCAUCUUUAAAAUAUUUAUAUCUAUAUGAAAAUGAAAUGAAAGGAAGAAUUGAUAUUCAAGAAUUGAAUAAUCUAACAAAUCUAAAAGUGUUGGAUAUAUGGGGCAACGAAAUUGAAGGCUUUAAAUCUUUACAUGGUGGUGAAAAAUUACUAAAUAUGAGCAAUCUGGAGGAUCUUGAUCUAAGUGACAAUCACUUUGGCAAUGACAUUUUAUCAUUCCUUAAGGGGCUUUCAUCUCUCAAAACUCUAUGGAUAGGAUAUAAUCUAUUGAAAGGACCAUUCAAUCUGAAAGAAUUGGACACUAUAAGCAAUCUAGAGGAGCUGCAUUUGGGCAGAAAUAACAUUACAAGAUUUAUAAGCUCAAGAGGAAUGAAAAGCUUGAGAAAUUUUAGCACACUUUAUCUAAACGAUAUCACUAUAAAAGGAAGAAGCAUGCUAUUAGAAUCAUUGGGAGCUUUGACCCAUCUCAAGAUCCUGCAUCUAAGUUGGAGUAAUUUUGAAGGGACACUAUUUAAUAAAGGAUCUUAUGUGACCAAUGUGAAAGAGUUAUAUCUAGAUGGGUCUUCUCUAGAUGAAAACUUCCUCCAAAGUCUUGAAGGACUCUCUUCUCUUAAGCUUUUGUCUUUGGUUCAACUGAAUUGCACCCUACCAAUCCAAGGUUUGACACGUCUGAAGAAUUUGGAACAUUUAUAUAUGGAUGAAUCUGUUAUUAACGGUAACUUUCUGCGAAUAAUUGGAGUGUUGUCCUCCCUCAAAACAUUAUCAAUGCGGGGUUGUGAACUAAAUAGCACAAUGUUCAUGAACCAAGGUUUAUGCGAAUUAAAAUAUGUCCAGUCGCUAGAUAUUAGCUACAAUGAACUCAGUGGUAGCUUGCCUUUAUGUCUAGCAAAUUUGACAUCCCUUCAACAGUUAGAUCUCUCUGAAAAUCAUUUUAUUGGAAACAUCUCUUUAUCUCCCCUGAGAAGUUUAACAAGUCUCAAAUAUCUAACUCUCUCAUACAAUCUUUUCCAAAUCCCAAUCUCAUUAAGUCCAUUUUUCAACCAUUCAAAACUCAAGUACCUGGGUAAUAGCGGUAGCAAGAUAUUUGUAGAAAAAAAUCACCAAUAUUUGAAGCCAAGGUUUCAAUUAGAGUGGCUUGAUUUAUCUGGUGGUGGGUAUUGUGGAGCAUUCCCCAAAUUCCUACAUCAUCAGCAUAACCUACAAUUUGUUGAUCUAUCACACAUUCAAAUGAGAGAUGUGUUUCCGUAUUGGUUGAUACAGAACAACACAAAACUAGUAACACUUUACUUGGUCAACAAUUCUCUCUCAGGGCCUCUCCAACUGCCACUCCAUUCUCAUAUGAAUUUGUCAAGAUUAGAUAUCUCAGACAAUUGCUUCAAUGGCUCAAUUCCAGUAGAGAUCGGAACAUAUCUGCCAAAAUUGAUAUAUUUAUACAUGUCGGGAAAUGGUUUCAAUGGUAGUAUUCCCUAUUCAUUUGGAAAUAUGAGCUUAUUGGGAAUGUUAGACUUAUCCAACAAUAGAUUAUCAGGUAGUAUAUCAAACUUAACCAUGGGUUGUGUCUCAUUACAUGAACUCAUACUUUCAAACAACAGUUUCACUGGAAGCAUCCCAAAUAGCCUUUCUAAUUGUAAUAACUUGAGAGUAUUGGAUGCCAGUUAUAAUAAUCUCUCUGGUAAGAUUCCUAAUUGGAUGAGGAAUAUGUCUUCUCUUCAAAUUUUGGAUCUUUCACAGAAUUACAUUUCUGGAAGUUUGCCAUCCAAUUUCUGCUCUCUAGGUAUAACAGAAGUCCAUUUGUCUAAAAAUAGGCUACAGGGAUUGUUAAUGGAUUCAUUCUAUAAUUGCCUUUCGUUGCUAGUGUUAGAUCUCGGUCAUAAUAACUUGAUAGGACACAUUCCGAAUUGGAUUGGCAAGAUUCCAUUGGGCUAUAUUCUCUUGAGUCAUAAUCAUUUUGAAGGUGAAAUCCCUCUUCAGCUAUGCAAGUUGGAUAAGUUACACUUGAUUGAUCUUUCUCAUAACAAUCUUUCUGGUCAUAUUCCUUAUUGCCUAAGAUCUAGAAAUGAUGAUUGGUUAGCUCCAAUAUCUGGUGUACGACCUGAACAACCUGUGGAGUUUACAACCAAGAAUAAUUUCUAUUUUUACCAACCAAGAAUCCUCCUCUAUUUCUCUGGAAUCGAUCUCUCUUGCAACAAUUUGACAGGUGAGAUUCCUCCUGAAAUUGGAAAUCUUGGCAUGAUCAAGGUGUUGAAUUUGUCCCACAACAAAUUGGUUGGACCAAUCCCACCAACAUUUUCAAACCUCAAGCAAAUUGAGAGUUUGGAUCUUUCUUAUAACAAUUUGGAUGGAAAAAUUCCUCAACUUAUUCAGCUAUAUUCUCUAGCUGUAUUCAGUGUAGCACACAACAACCUAUCUGGAAAAACACCUGAGAGAGUUGCACAAUUUGCAACAUUUGAACAAAGUAGCUAUGAGGGAAAUCCCUUCCUUUGCGGACCACCACUGCCAAAGAGUUGCUACAACACAUCUCCAUCACCACCAAGAACUUCAACAGGAGAAAAAGAAGAUAAUGGCUUCAUGGACUUGGGUGUUUUUUAUGUGAGCUUUGUGGUGUCUUACAUCAUGGUGUUGCUAGGAAUAGCAGCAAUUUUAUACAUAAACCCAUAUUGGCGAGGGAGAUGGUUUUACUUCAUAGAGAUGAGCCUCACCAAUUGCUACUAUUUUGUGGUGGACAAUGCUCCCCUAUUUUCCAAAUUUAGAGUUUCACAUAAUUGAGGCUCUCCAUGUUUAUUGUUUGAUGAUCUAUGUUUUCCGGUGUUCAAUUAUUUUCAUUUAGUUUUUUUCCCCCAAACCAAAUGAUGUAUUUGAA